Suncus etruscus (white-toothed pygmy shrew) is the source of this 1638-nucleotide messenger RNA. It is a transcript of the gene SOCS4, whose product is annotated as suppressor of cytokine signaling 4. Lineage: Eukaryota; Metazoa; Chordata; Mammalia; Eulipotyphla; Soricidae. Gene Ontology annotation, cellular component: phosphatidylinositol 3-kinase complex. Gene Ontology annotation, molecular function: 1-phosphatidylinositol-3-kinase regulator activity. The transcript has 2 exons. Bases 155 to 1474 code for a protein of 439 amino acids. The record is from RefSeq and is a predicted model, not a curated record. Gene Ontology annotation, biological process: intracellular signal transduction; positive regulation of proteasomal ubiquitin-dependent protein catabolic process; phosphatidylinositol phosphate biosynthetic process.
AGUGAUGGCGAGGAUGAUGGCGGCGGUUCCUCGGGCGGCCCCAGGGCAGCGGCGCUCCGGAAGAUACAUCCAGAAAGUGCCCAGAAGAAACUUCCUGCCGGAAAAACUGAAAAAGCAUUAUUUAUAACACUGGAAUUGUGGAUAAGUUUUGAAGAUGGCAGAAAACAUUGAAAAUGAUUGUAAAGAUGUAGAUGUAAGACCUAAAACUACCCGGAGUAGAAGUGCUGAUAGAAAAGAUGGUUACGUGUGGAGUGGAAAGAAGUUGUCUUGGUCGAAAAAGAAUGAAAGUUGUUCAGAUGCUGAAACGGUGAAUGUUAUAGAGAAAACAGAAGUUCCCUUAAGAAGCCAAGAACGAAAGCACAGCUGUUCAUCCAUCGAGUUGGAUUUAGAUCACUCCUGUGGGCAUAGAUUUCUAGGCCGUUCUCUUAAACAGAAACUUCAAGAUGCUGUGGGGCAGUGCUUUCCAAUAAAGAAUUGUAGUAGCCGGCACUCUUCAGGACUUCCAUCCAAAAGAAAAAUUCAUAUCAGUGAACUCAUGUUAGAUAAGUGUCCUUUCCCACCUCGAUCGGAUUUAGCCUUUAGGUGGCACUUUAUUAAACGACAUACAGCUCCUAUAAAUCCUAAAUCAGAUGAUUGGGUAAGCACAGACUUAUCUCAGAGUGAACUGAGGGAUAUUCAGUUAAAACGAAGAAACACAGAAGAAGAGAUAAACUGUUUCUCACAUACUAAUGUUCAGCCCUGUGUCAUAACCACAAACACUGUUUCAUGUGGAAGUGGUCCUCUAACUGGUUCUGUAAUGAACCUAGUUUCAAAUAACAGUAUAGAAGAUAGUGAUAUGGAUUCAGAUGAUGAAAUUAUUACACUUUGCACAAGUUCCAGGAAAAGAAACAAACCCAAAUGGGAGCUAGAUGAAGAUAUCCUGCAGUUGGAAACACCACCUAAGUACCACACCCAGAUUGAUUAUGUCCACUAUCUUGUACCAGACCUCCUUCAGAUCAAUAACAAUCCAUGUUAUUGGGGAGUUAUGGAUAAAUAUGCAGCUGAAGCUCUACUAGAAGGAAAACCUGAAGGUACUUUUUUACUUCGAGAUUCAGCACAGGAAGACUAUUUGUUCUCUGUUAGUUUUAGACGCUAUAGUCGUUCUCUUCACGCUAGAAUUGAACAGUGGAAUCACAACUUUAGCUUUGAUGCACAUGAUCCUUGUGUCUUCCAUUCUCCUGAUAUUACUGGGCUCCUAGAACAUUAUAAGGACCCAAGUGCCUGUAUGUUCUUUGAACCACUUUUAUCUACUCCUUUAAUUCGGACUUUCCCCUUUUCCCUACAGCACAUAUGCAGAACAGUUAUUUGUAACUGUACAACUUAUGAUGGUAUUGAUGCCCUUCCAAUUCCUUCCUCUAUGAAAUUAUAUCUGAAGGAAUAUCACUAUAAAUCAAAAGUUAGAGUACUCAGGAUUGAUGCACCAGAACAAUGCUAGGAAAGGAGUAGAAACAUUGGAAUUAUACACAUAUUUUUAUUUAAUGGCUUAUUUUUCUUAUACUUUACAUUUUUUUAAAAGGGCAACUGGAAUACAAAUAAACUUCUGCCCAAAAUUUUACUUCCAGAUCAUUUUAUUUUUAUUCUGACAUACUAAUUGUUUAA